This is a messenger RNA of Zootoca vivipara (common lizard), 5984 nucleotides long. NCBI's taxonomy places the organism in Eukaryota, Metazoa, Chordata, Lepidosauria, Squamata, Lacertidae. The record is from RefSeq and is a predicted model, not a curated record.
CACUCUAGCAUCUCUUGAGUUUGAUGUCUGAUUAACUGUGCCAGUAAGCAGGCAGCGCUGGAGAGUUAAUCAGGUGUAUGGACCCAAUUCUGUGCCCAACUGAAGCUUACAGACCUCCCUUGUUCCAUUCAGGUUUGGCACAAUCCCCUUCUCUUCCCCUACCUCAGCUGCCCUUGGUGCUCAUGUUCUAGUUUUGCCACUUUACAUAAUUACUUCAGCAUUAGCCACUCAUGGCUGGCUCCCCCAGGAUACUCAAGAGGUCAAAGCCCAGAGGGUGUCUUAGGUUUGCUGGAUCGUCUUGGACAGGUAAAGGGACCCCUGACAAUUCAGUCCAGCUGUGACCAACUCUGGGGUUGUGGCGCUCAUCUUGUGUUAUUGGCCGAGGGAGCCGGUGUACGGCUUCCAGGUCGUGUGGUCAGCAUGACAAAGCCGCUUCUGGCAAACGAGCAACACAGGGAAACGCCGUUUACCUUCCCGCUGUAGCGGUACCUAUUUAUGUACUUGCACUUUGACGUGCUUUUGAACUGCUAGGUUGGCAGGAGCUGGGACCGAGCACAGGAGCUCACCCUGUCAUGCGGAUUCGAACCGCCGACCUUCUGAUCGGCAAGCCCCAGGCUCAGUGGUUUAACCCACAGCGCCACCCGCGUCCCACCAUCUUGGACAGGGCAUGCUACAAAUCCUGACAUAUUUCACAAGAUUGUAAGUCUUGAUUGUAGGAUUGAAUUCUGCCCUGUAAAGGAAGGGCAGGAUUUAAAAAUGGGCAGAAUACAUAGUAGCAUUUUCUAAGUUUUCAAUCUAGUUUGACACCUGUCUGCUGUGAAAAUGUAAGCCCUUCCAUAGUAGGUAGGGUAACCAUGAGUAGAAGCUUAUGAUAACCCAGUAGUGCAGGUUCCCAUCUUCUCUGACUUUUUCAGUCCUCAGAUCUCCACUAUCCUUCAUGAUCUUUUUGCCUGGUGGUUCUGGGUCUUUUUAAAAAAUAUUAUUUUUAUUAGUUUUCCAUUUAAUAAUAUAUUAUUAUUAUAUUAUUGCAUUUUGUACAUUUUCCAAUUCUAAUAAAUUCCAUACCAAAUAAACCUCAAACUUUAAAUAUAUAAAGGGAGAAAAUUUCUCAUUACAAGUCUUCAGACAACUCUGCUAGUGAUGUUAAUUGCUUACAAUAAUCUUUUACAUAUCAUGUAAAUUUACUCCAGUCUUUUUGGAAUACUUGAUCAUGCUGGUUUUGGAUUUUUUCUGUUAGCUUUGCCAGUUCCACAGAGUCUCAUUUUCAUCUGCCACUCUUCUUUCGUUGGUACUUCUUGUAUUUUCCAAUUUUUGAAAAAAUGAAAAAUUGUGGUUCUGGGUCUUGAUUCAGUAGAUCAUUUACUCUUCGCUCUACCCUUUCUCCCCCCCCAAAAAAUCUGACCUGUGUUUACUUAUACAUUGCAACAAAUCUUUGUAUAGAAGUGCUUCCACCAUUUCCCUCUUUGUUACUCCUGUAUCUUUGAAGCAAGCACUGAAGAAGGAAAGCUGCCAAAUAAUAUUUGCACAAAUAAUAAGAGACACAUGUGAACAGAUUAAAAUUAUACAUUUGGGAGACAGCUGCAGACUUCAGUGCAGAGGAAAAAAGCUUUGCUGCGCAUAUACACUCAUGAGUACCACUUCUCUGACAUCCUAAAACAUAUUCUUAACGUUUUAUACACACUGUGUGGAGUCUUAUCAGGCCAUUGAUCCAGAGUAGAAUAACCUGCAUUGCAUGGGUACCCUCCUCUAUCUAGAUGAAAACCUCUUUCCACCACUUGGAUCACCUGUAUAACUCAAUCACCCGUAUCUUCCAGAUAAUCGUUAUGUACCUUCAGGUAUUAGAAUGUGAACGUAACCAACACCUGGUCCAGACCUCAUGGGUAGCCUCUGAGGGUAAGUGACUAAGACUUCUCCUCUGCUGCCCAAGCGCUAUGGUGCAGGGAUAACUGCCGUCUUCAGUCAAACCCAAGCAGGCUCCACAGAGAGAAGGCUGGCUCUAGACAGGUGGUAUGCGUACACAAGUCGAGUUAAAACUGGCCGACUGCUGCUUGUGAUUUUUUUAACUUGUUAAAUUUUAUUUGUGCAUUUUUCAGAUAAGUCUGUGUUACUGUCAGGAUGCUUUGUUCCCAUUUUAUGUCCUUUUAAAAAACGCAGACUCUUUUAUUAAACUUGGGUUUAAAAUCUUUGUGGGGUUGGGUUUUUAAAAACUUAAUUCAUACUUGCAUUGCAAUAAGAAGAUAUGUUACUUCAUAGCACCUCAAAUUUAUUCUGUUGUUCUUUUUAAACUGUGUGUUUUGGGCUCCUGCCCAUAACUACCGGAACUUCUGUAAAACUUCGGAUGUAUUUCUGCAGCGGGUUCCUUCCUCCACACAUCAUAACAAAUGCUUUUGGAACUUGGAUUAUAUUGUGAGAUACUGCAGUUCAAUGUGGGGAAAUAAAUACAGGACCACCCAGGCAGUCCCUUUGGUUGCACCUAAAAUAGGACUUUCAAAGUCCCUGAAACACUUUUAAAGAAUGAUGUAUGCCUUUAAAGGGCUGGCCUACUCUUCAAAAUCCCAGCUCAUCUGGGUUAGUCUAAAUGGCAGUGGAAACAUUUUGGAUCCAAUUAACCCUAGUAUUUUUUCAAAACCUGCUGAUUGAAGACUAAAAAUCAUUGCUACCCACAGCCAGAGUCCCCAUAUUCUUCAGCUGCUUUGGUUGUGAACAAAUUAUGGAGGAAUUAUGUGCAUAGCCUGAUUGGAUAUAGUGACAUUGGUCACAUAUUUGCAUCUUUAUGACAGGCACAAACCAUAGGCCCAUUCCAUUUUACAACUGUUUAAACUUUGUUCUGGGUUUUGUCCACUGCAUUUUGGUGUGUUGUAAGGAAUUAUCCUUCACAUUUCCAUUUUAAGGUCACAAAUGUGUGAAAUGUUCUGGGUGGGCUUUGUGCAAUAUUUUUACAGUGCAAUAUUUUUUACAGUUGCCUCAUUCUGUGAACAUUUGUGUUGAGAAACCUUAUUACAGUGGGGCAGUCUGGAACCGGCCCAGUGAAGAACCUUUGGUCCUUCAGCAGUGACAAUACCAGACACCUGGACUGAAUAUCUGUGACGCUCUCUCUAAAAGCGAUUGUGUGUCGGAUGCCUUCCUGACUGGAGACUGGUCCCUCCAAAAGAAGCUUGCGACAGAAGAUUCUGAAUGUUUGGGAAAAGCCGGACCUGUGACUUCAGACUGUCCGUUUUCAAGUUUGCAUGUCGCUCUGCGUGACGGGAUAAAACCUAGAUUUUGACAGAAUUCUUCAAAUUAUGCUUCAAAAGUUGUGCCUACCGUAAAAUAAAAUGAAUAUGUGAUGUUGUUUUGCAUGAAAACAGGCCAGUAGCUCAUAGCGGGGAGAAAAGUGAAGUUAAAAUUGGUUCUCUUUCAUAAAAUGCCAACGUCCAGUUAAUAAAUACUUGGCAGUUGUCCUUCCCUGUCAAAUAUGUGCACUCCAACUUCUUGUCAGGUUUCACAGGAUUAACUAGGAUUCAAACAGCUGUAGAAUGCCCUAGGCAGCUAGCUACAGUGUGCCUUAAAAGCAGCAUAGCCAAAGCAGGGGAUUUCUGCAACUUUUCCCCCUCCUUUUUGUCUUCUCAGGAACUACAUGAACGAUAGCCUGCGGACAGAUGUCUUUGUAAGGUUCCACCCCGAGAGCAUCGCUUGCGCCUGCAUCUACCUUGCUGCUAGGACCCUGGAGAUUCCACUUCCAAACCGCCCUCACUGGUUCCUGCUGUUUGGAGCCACGGAAGAGGAAAUCCAGGAGAUAUGCACAAAAAUUUUGCAAUUGUAUACACGUAAAAAGGUUGAUCUAGCUAUCCUGGAAAGCCGAGUAGAGAAGAAAAAGCUCGCCAUCGAAGAGGCAAAAGCGCAAGCCAAAGGCCUCUUACCAGACGGAACACCCAAUUUGGAUACCGUGUCAGGGUUUUCUCCUGCUCCCAAAACUGAGUCUCCAAAAGAAAAUAAAGGCACCAAGCCUUCCCCACUUGCUGUGCAGGUGGUAAAAAACGCCAAGCGGAAAAUGGAAGGGACGAAGCGAAUGAAAUCCAACAGUCCUGUCAAUGGCGUUCAGAAAGGCCGAGACAGCAGGAGUCGGAGCGGAAGUAGAGACCAGAGUUAUUCCAGGUCUCCCUCAAGGUCACCAUCUCCAAAGCAGAGGAAGAGUGAAAGCUAUUCCCCAUCGAGCGGCUCCAAAUCCCACAGCCGCUCGAGGAGCCGAAGUGACUCUCCACCACGGCAGUUCAACCAUGGCAGCUCGAGCUACAAAGCCUCCAAGAUGAGGAGCUACAAGAAGGCCAAGGGGUACAAAUACACCUCUCCCAAGCAGCGGAAAUCCCGCAGCAGGAGCUCAUCACGGUCCCGGAGCCGCUCGCGAGAACGCUCAGACCACUCUGGGAAGUACAAGAAGAAGAGCCACUACUACAGGGAUCAGAGGCCUGAGCGGCCCCACUCCUACGAGAGGCCAGGCCACCGCUACGAGAGGGAGCACCCUGGCCACAGCCGGCAUCGCAGAUGAGCAGGACCAGAGAACAGCCAACGCGAGCUCUCGCUCUGUCUUCCGGGGGCUCACAGACUUAAAACUCUUGGUGCUUGCUUGGUGCAAGGAAGGAUAGUUAGAAGGACUUAAUUGUGACAUGUCCCAUUUAGUAUGGUUGGGUUUUUUUUUGGAAGGGCAGGUGUCUUUUGAGUCUCCUCAAAGUGUGGGAGAGCCUCCCUCUCUUCCUGGAUCAUCUGUCUGUGCUCGACAGGCGAUGCUCCUUUGCUGCUACAGAAGCAGGACUGUUUGCAAAUAAUAUUGGACUCUGUGGAGAGAAUUGCCUUAUGAGGCUGGUCAGAGUGUUCAGAAAUUGCCCUUCCCAGCCCCAAAGGAUUUUGGACACUCAGACCAUACAGCAUUGCUUGGUGCUAACAGCAGUCCUUGUUCAUUUAUUUCACAGUGGACUUGAUUGCGUUGUAGAACACAAGGUGAUUUUUUUUUAAAGAAUGCCUAUAUUAGGCGGCCUUUUUGUGUGUGUAUAUAUCUGGUGUUGGAACAGUAAGGACAGAGAAAGGCCUUUACCCAUUGAAUUUCACCCACAAAGUGCAAAUGUAUUGAAUAGAAUUGGGGGGGGGCUUUGUAACCUGCAUACAGAAUAUUGAGAAAUUCAAAUUCCUCAACUAAAGACUUCUCCUCACCCCUUCUUUCUUUUUGCAUAAAGAACUCUGUGGAAAUGUGAAAGUAUUUAGAUUCAGUGUGUUGGAAGUGGUCUAUUUUUAAAAACGUGGUGAAAUGCCUGGUGCUGGCCACCAGCUCAGGACUUCGGAUGCUUUCAUAUAAUAUAACGUUUUAUGUGGUUUAGAUAAACUCUCUACUCAGGAUCUUUAAAAACUCUUGAAGAACUGAUAGUUUGCCCUCCCGUUGCUUGCUUAUAAGAAGGUGUUUAUAUUAAGAGAGAAAUUGUAUGCAGCGCAGGAAUAUCCGUUUUAGUGGUAUAUCUGAGCUGUCUUCCUGUUCCUGGAUUUUCAUUAAAGUAUUUGAUUUUAUAUUUAAAAACUUUCUGCCUCUGUCCUCGCCUAGGAUGGUUGUUUAGUAUCAGCAUUGGAAACAAAAUGGGUUUGUUCUUAGCCUGUGAUAACCCCAGGGGGCUUUUUUCCAACACCAAAUCUUAACUAAGGAAUAGUUAAUAAGGGUUUCUCCACUGGUGGACAGGUGGAGAAUGCAGUACAGUGGAACCUCGGGUUACAAAUGCUUCAGGUUACAAACGCUUCAGGUUACAGAAGGAUGAGAACAGAAAUUGUGCAGCGACGGGAGGCCCCAUUAGCUAAAGUGGUACCUCAGGUUAAGAACGGACCUUUGGAACGAAUUAAAUACGUAACCAGAGGUACCACUGUAUGGGGUGUUGAACUUCCUGUACAUCUCUACUCCUUUUAAAGCCUCCUUUUAUUUUAUGUAGCAAUGUCUGAGUGCAUGGGCAAAAAAUGGAGUUUUCCGCUCC